GGCAUGAGCCGCCCCGCCGGGCCCUGCUCGGCCGAGACGGCGUCGGGAAGAAAGGGCCACGGAGGAAGCUCUGCGCUGCUCGGCUCGGGACCGCAGGCUGCCCACGCAGGUUUAGCACAGUGGAAACAUGGCUACCAGCGCUGUUCCCAGCGAAAACCUUCCCACGUACAAGCUGGUGGUGGUUGGAGACGGCGGCGUGGGGAAGAGUGCUCUCACCAUUCAGUUCUUCCAGAAGAUUUUUGUGCCAGACUAUGACCCAACCAUUGAAGAUUCCUACCUGAAGCACACAGAAAUAGACGGGCAGUGGGCAAUUCUUGAUGUUCUGGACACGGCAGGCCAGGAGGAGUUCAGCGCGAUGCGGGAGCAGUACAUGAGGACUGGAGAUGGUUUCCUUAUAGUCUACUCUGUGACAGACAAGGCCAGCUUUGAGCAUGUGGACCGUUUCCACCAGCUGAUCCUCAGAGUCAAAGACAGGGAGUCCUUUCCAAUGAUUUUGGUGGCAAACAAAGUUGAUCUAAUGCAUUUACGGAAAAUUACCAGAGAACAGGGAAGAGAAAUGGCAACAAAACAUAAUAUUCCGUAUAUAGAAACUAGUGCCAAGGACCCACCUCUAAAUGUUGACAAGGCCUUCCAUGAUCUCGUAAGGGUAAUAAGGCAACAGAUCCCGGAGAAAAGCCAGAAGAAGAAGAAAAAGACCAAAUGGAGAGGGGAUCGAGCCACAGGCUCCCACAAACUCCAGUGUACAAUUUUGUGACGGGGCACCCAGGAGCACCUUGGACAUCUCCCUCCUGCUCCCAACCCACCAUGACCUGAGGCUCCCAGAGGCUCUGGCUCGGAGGAGGUGGCUCGAGGGGUCUGGACCCCAGCAAUCAGCUAGAGGGGCUCCUCGUGGGGCUGCAUGGAGCAGUGCUAGCAGGAGGUGGAAAGGAGCAGCAGGACUUUGAUGCUCGGACAUUCCCAGCUCCUUCCAGAGGCCUCCAUGGUGUGUGUUUAAAAGAAAAAACAAAAGUGUUGGUUUUAUCUGCAAACAUUUCUCCUUGUGACCCUUUUAUGAGCAGCCAUGAAUAGACCCAUUUGGUACAGUCGUGUGUGUAUGUGUGGGAGAAGGGAAAGGGCUUUUCUUUUUUUUUUUUCCUUGUCCUCUUUUUUUUUUUUUUGUCGUUUGCUCAGCAAGCGUUGGGUUGCAGAGAAACAUGGCUGGGGUUAGACUUUUUGCACUGAACUCUUUCUUACGCAGCAGUGCCAAAACACAACUUCAUAUGAAAGUGCAUAGAUUUGAAGGAAGAAAAUGAAUUCCAGCUGCUCUGGGUGCUCCAGACAUUGUGUCAGACUCUGGAGGGCAGCCAGCUCACAGACCAUAAACUCCAGCUUAGAAAAGGGGGUUUGGGCUUGGAUAUAUUUUUUUCCUACCCUUUGUCAAGAGGUUUUAUUUCUGUUUUGUAACUUGGAGCAUGUCAAAGUUAAGAUGUUUUGUUAACCUGGAAGUAUUUAAAUUAAAGUAAUUUACAAAUGCAAGGGUAUGGCAUCUUUAAGGGGUUGAGGGGAAGGAGAGAGGAAGUAAAAAGUGAACUGAGUUUGUUA
Molecule: messenger RNA, 1581 nt
Organism: Lagopus leucura (white-tailed ptarmigan)
Lineage: Eukaryota; Metazoa; Chordata; Aves; Galliformes; Phasianidae
Gene: MRAS
Product: muscle RAS oncogene homolog
Exons: 6
Coding region: 128-754 (208 amino acids)
Biological process (GO): signal transduction
Cellular component (GO): plasma membrane
Molecular function (GO): GTPase activity; GDP binding; GTP binding
Source: RefSeq, a predicted model, not a curated record